CCCCCCCCCCCUCCCUCUACUCCUCUUCCUUCUUCCAUCUCUCUCUUCUUCCAUCAUACUCUUCAGACCCUCCUCAUCCCUGUUUCUUACGUCUUCUUCCAAUCCAAAAGGAAUUUAACCAUCGAAGAGGAAAUAUGAGCAGCAACAGUAACUUGGAGACGCGGACGCUGCUGGACGAAAUCCGGAGCCUGGAGAAGGGCUGGCUCUUCGACUUCGGCCACCCCCUCCUCAACCGCAUCGCCGAGAGCUUCGUCAAGGCCGCGGGGAUCGGCGCGAUCCAGGCGGUCUCGCGCGAGGCCUAUCUCACCGCGGUGGAAGGUGCCGGCGCGGAUCCUGGUGCAAUUCCGGACAUGACGAGUAGCAAGAGGCAUAGGUUUCCCGAUCUGAGAGGAGAGAACUGCACGAAGUCACUUGAAGCAACGGUAAAGAGCACCGGGAAAGAGGCAUUCCAAUGGGGAAUGGCUGCUGGCAUGUAUUCCGGCCUAACUUAUGGCUUGAGGGAAGCUCGAGGAUCUCAUGAUUGGAAGAAUAGUGCAGUUGCUGGUGCAAUCACUGGAGCUGCAGUGGCUUUGACCUCCGAUGACACUUCUCAUGAGCAGAUUGUUCAGUUUGCAAUCACUGGUGCCGCACUUUCCACUGCUGCAAAUUUACUCAGUGGCAUAUUCUAAAGCUGGCAAUGAAAUCUGGAUUUAGUCUGGACGUU
Molecule: messenger RNA, 703 nt
Organism: Elaeis guineensis (African oil palm)
Lineage: Eukaryota; Viridiplantae; Streptophyta; Magnoliopsida; Arecales; Arecaceae
Product: outer envelope pore protein 16-2, chloroplastic
Cellular component (GO): chloroplast outer membrane
Molecular function (GO): amino acid transmembrane transporter activity
Source: RefSeq, a predicted model, not a curated record